AUGGAAAACAAAGAGACAGGGCCUCCGAAGCCUGCCUCUCCCAGGGAGGGGCGACUCCAGCCCACGCUAGUUCUGGCAACACUGAGUGCGGCCUUUGGCUCUGCCUUCCAGUACGGCUACAACAUCUCCGUGGUCAACACGCCACACAAGGUCUUGAAGUCAUUUUAUAAUGAAACCUACUUCAAUCGGCAUGGGACUUUCCUGGAUGACAAGGCCAUGCUGCUCCUGUGGUCUUGCACCGUGUCCAUGUUUCCUCUGGGCGGCUUGUUGGGGUCUCUGAUCGUUGGCCUGCUGGUGGAUAAGUGCGGCAGAAAAGGGACCCUUCUGAUCAACAAUGUCUUUGCCAUCGUCCCUGCCAUCCUCAUGGGAGUUAGCAAAGUGGCUAAGGCUUUUGAGCUGAUCAUCUUUUCUCGAGUGGUGCUGGGCAUCUGUGCAGGCAUAUCGUACAGUGCCCUUCCAAUGUACCUGGGAGAACUGGCUCCCAAGAACCUGAGGGGCACCUUGGGGACAAUGACCGAGGUCUUUGUCAUCGUUGGAAUCUUCCUCGCUCAGAUCUUCAGCCUGCAGGCCAUCCUGGGAAAUCCCACAGGCUGGCCAGUGCUCCUGGCUAUCACCGGGAUCCCCGCAUUGCUUCAACUCCUGACCCUGCCCUUCUUCCCUGAGAGCCCCCGCUACACCCUGAUUCAAAAAGGAGACGAGGAAACAGCACGUCAAGCCCUGAGGAUGCUGCAUGGCUGGGCAGAUGUGGAGGAGGAGAUGGAGGAAAUGCGUCUGGAGGGUCAGGCUGAGAAGGCUGAGGGCCACCUGUCUGUGCUUAAUCUCUUCACGUUUCGGCCUCUGCGGUGGCAGCUCAUCUCCAUCAUUGUGCUGAUGGCUGGCCAGCAGCUCUCUGGGGUCAAUGUGAUCAACUACUACGCAGACAUGAUCUACACCUCAGCGGGUGUGGAAGCUGAGCAUUCCCAGUAUGUCACAGUGGGGGCCGGCGUGGUCAACAUAGUGAUGACCGUCGUCUCGGCUGUUUUGGUGGAGCUGCGGGGACGGCGGUGCCUCCUGCUGACCGGCUACGGUAUUUGCGGCUCUGCCUGCCUUGGCCUCACACUGGUGCUGCUUUUCCAGAACACGGUACCUGAGCUGUCUUACCUUGGAGUCAUUUGUGUCUUUACCUACAUCGCGGGACAUUCCAUUGGGCCCAGUCCCGUCCCAUCUGUGGUGAGGACUGAGAUCUUCCUGCAGUCCUCCCGACCGGCCGCAUUCACGGUGGACGGGGCUGUGCACUGGCUCACCAACUUCAUCAUCGGUUUCGUGUUCCUUUCCAUCCAGGCGCUCAUUGGUCCCUACAGUUUCAUCAUUUUUGCGGGUAUCUGUCUCCUGACUGCUGUGUACAUCCAUGUGGUUAUUCCUGAGACCAAAGGCAAAACAUUUGUGGAGAUAAACCAGAUUUUUGCCAAGAGAAAUGGGACGGUGACUCCAGAGAAGAAAGACGAGAUCACAGAGGUGCCAUCUACACCUGCCAAAGAGACUGCUUUUUAA
Messenger RNA from Chrysochloris asiatica (Cape golden mole), 1530 nucleotides. RefSeq names its product solute carrier family 2 (facilitated glucose transporter), member 7 (gene SLC2A7). NCBI's taxonomy places the organism in Eukaryota, Metazoa, Chordata, Mammalia, Afrosoricida, Chrysochloridae. Gene Ontology annotation, cellular component: membrane. The record is from RefSeq and is a predicted model, not a curated record. Gene Ontology annotation, biological process: monosaccharide transmembrane transport. The transcript has 12 exons. Bases 1 to 1530 code for a protein of 509 amino acids. Gene Ontology annotation, molecular function: hexose transmembrane transporter activity.